Messenger RNA from Leucoraja erinaceus (little skate), 3471 nucleotides. RefSeq lists its product as uncharacterized. The coding region runs from base 1 to 1080 and encodes 359 amino acids. The transcript has 8 exons. The record is from RefSeq and is a predicted model, not a curated record. Lineage: Eukaryota; Metazoa; Chordata; Chondrichthyes; Rajiformes; Rajidae.
AUGCCAUCUUCUGAGAGGCAGUGCAUGGGUUGGGGGACUCUGAACCACACCUCCAUCUUGACCGCAUUGGUCAAUGUUGCUGCAUUGAUUCUAACACACCUUUGCUAUUCUGUGCAGCCUUGUCUGGACUUCUUGCAUCUCAUGUCAGUCCGGGCACUCCACGGCAAGAAGACGAUCCCACAUCACCUGAAGAGCCCGUACCGGACGCUUCGCCGAGAAGAGGACAAGCAACACGCAGACACAGCGACACAAACAGAAGAUGCUGGAGAUACGCAGCAGGUGGGCAGUGCCCCUGUGGGUGAGUUGGGGAGUGGUCCCACACACUGCGCCGGGCCGCAGGAACGAGCGAGAGACCGCGGUGAGAGGCCAGCGGGCGAUGUGCUUGCCCGCGGACCCCCUGACUACAUGGCCGUCUUCUUCACACGGCUGGACCUGGAGCGGAACCUGAGGGCCCUACGUCAGGGCCUGGUCUGUGGCCGACUACCAAAGAACACCUAUGAGCACGUCGCUGCAGUGAUGCAGGGUUACGGGGAGCUGCAGCAGGAGCGCCUGUGCAGCCUGGUGAAGAGCUACAGCAGCUUUGUGCGGAGCUGGGAGGCGGUGCGGAGGACCAGCGCAGAGGGACCCCCCCCUCGGCCCCUGGCGACAAGGAUGGAGGCUCUCCACAGGCAGAAAGCGCGGUGCUGGUGCAGGGUGAACAGCAGGUAUUCCGAGCGCCGCCUGCAGCUGGCUGCCCUACUCACCAGCACACUGAAGCAGGUGGAAGCAGAGUCUGGCAUCUUCCUCAUCAAACCUGUCGUCUCCUGGCAGGGAAGAUUGGAGUCCAUGAGCAAGAUUGGCACAUGCAGGAAGGAGCUGGUCAGGAAAGGCCGGGCUAGUACAUUGCCCACCGCGUGCUCCCCUGCUGAGGACGGACUGACUGGAGGUGAAGAGAUCUCGGGGCAGAGGUUGCAUAUCGCGAGCAGACUGCACGGUGAAACAUGGCGGCACGGGAGCAAGACUCACCUGGAGCCGGUGGAGAGGGCAGAGGUCACGGGCAAGAUCAGCCCCACUGCAACACCACGCCUCCCCCCGAUUUGAUGCAUUGGCCCCCACCUCAACCAAAGUCAAACCCGCUCCGAUACAACGACCGAACGUUGACAUCAACAAGGAAGUGCUCCCUCGAGUCAGAACAAGAUCGUAGCCAAUGAGGAUGAAACGCUUCCUGGAGUCUAGGAACUUAUUUGGACAGAGGCGGUAUCGACGUGUGGGAUGACUCUAUAUCAGUUGCCACGGGUGUAAAAAUUCCAUUGCAAAAGUAGCCGUAAAAGGGCCAACUUAUAGAGAUAUGGAACAAAACAUACAUACAUACAAUAUUUAUUACAUGUCAUUUGAACCUUUUUAAUUUAACUGUUAAUUUAUUGUUUUAUUGUAAGUCUGUUUAUUUAUUUAAAGAUACAAGCAUGGAAACAGGCCCUUCGGCCCACCGAGUCCAUGCUGACCAUCGUUCAGACUAGUUCUAUGUUAUCCCACUCUUGCAUCCACUCCCUACACACGAGGGGCGUUUCACAGAGGGCCAAUCAACCCACAAACCCGCACUCCUUUGGGAGAAAACCAGAGCACCCGUGUGAAACCCACGUGGUCCCAGGUUGAACAUGCAAACUCCAAGAGGACAGCACCCGAGCAGCUCUACCGGCUCUGUGGAAGUAAGAAGGAAUUCUUAUUUGCAGCCCCACAACACAUAUGUAAACAUUGUGGGCAGAGUAGAUGAGUUUAACUUGUAAACAUGGAAAGACACAAAAUGCUGGAGUGACUCAGCGGGUCUGGCAGCUUCCCUGGAGAACAUGGAUAGAUGAUUGGGACCCAAAACGUCACCUAUGCUUGUUCUCCAGGUAUGCUGCCUGACCUGCUGAGUUACUCCAGCAUUUUGCAUCUUUCCUUGGUUAAAUGGCAUCAGCAGUUCCUUGCUUCUACAUUUGAAUCAUGUACAGCACAGGUAUUGUGGACCGAAGGGCCUGUCCUCUUCUAUAUUUCAGAAAGAAAUUCAGACACUUUAUUCAGACAGAGUUUAAGAUACAAUUAGACAGGGACAUGGAUAGGGCAGGUUUAGAGGGUUAUGGGCCAAAUGCAGGCAAGUGGGACUAGUGUAGAUGGGACAUGUUGGUCAGUGUGGCCAAGUUGGGUCGAAGGGCCUAUUUACACACUGUAUGACUCUAAAUGGGAGGAAACCGGAGUAUCUUAGGGGAAUCCAAUGGGGGGGCCAUAGUGAGAACAUGCUGACUCCACACAGAGAAACAUGCCAUUAGACCCGAAUAAAGAACACACUCUUAGUUCUAGAUAUGAUUGUGAUUAUAACCCAAGGUUCAAUCCAAGCCUGUGCACUUAGAGUCCUAUCAUAAACUCACAAAUAACGUUAACCUCAGCACAAACCCUCCCCAUCCUACAUUAUUCCUCACUAUUAUGUAAAAAAUGUAUCAGGCAACUGAACCAUCCUACAACAACCAGAGAGCAGUGCUGAGCUAUCUACCUCUUUGGUGACCCACAAACUAUCCUUGAUUGGACUGUUUAAGAAGGAAAAAUUCUGAAGAAGGGUCUCCACCCCGAAACGUUACCUAUUCCUUCGCUCCAUAAAUGCUGUCUCACCCGCUGAGUUUCUCCAGCAUUUUUAUCUCCCUUGACUGGACUGUGCUGGCUUGACCGUACACUAAACGUUAUUCCCUUAUCAUGUAUCUAUAUACUGUAAAUGGAUUUCAGGCUAGCUUCAACCUAGCUUCAGGUUCCUGGGAGUCAACAUCUCUGAUGACCUCUCUUGGACCCACAAUACCUCAACUCUGGUCAAGAAGGCUCACCAGCGUCUCUUCUUCCUGAGGAGACUGAAGAAGGUCCAUCUGUCUCCUCAGAUCCUGGUGAACUUCUACCGCUGCACCAUCAAGAGCAUCCUUACCAACUGCAUCACAGUAUGGUAUGGCAACUGCUCUGUCUCUGACCGGAAGGCAUUGCAGAGGGUGGUGAAAAUUGCCCAACGCAUCACCGGUUCCUCGCUCCCCUCCAUUGAGUCUGUCCAAAGCAAGCGUUGUCUGCGGAGGGCGCUCAGCAUCGCCAAGGACUGCUCUCACCCCAACCAUGGACUGUUUACCCUCCUACCAUCCGGGAGGCGCUACAGGUCUCUCCGUUGCCGAACCAGCAGGUCGAGGAACAGCUUCUUCCCGGCGGCUGUCACUCUACUCAACAACGUACCUCGGUGACUGCCAAUCACCACCCCCCCCCGGACACUUAUUAUUAUUUAUUCAAAUCAUUUGCUAUGUCGCUCUUCCAGGGAGAUGCUAAUUGCAUUUCGUUGUCUCUGUACUGUACACUGACAAUGACAAUUAAAAUUGAAUCUGAAUCUGAAUCUGAAUCUUCAUGUAUUGUAAUCAUAUAUUGUCUUUCCGCUGACUGGUUAGCACGCAACCAAAAAGCUUUUCACUGUACCUCGGUACACGUGACAAUAAA